UCCAAUCCAACAGGCGCUGCCUCCUCCAGUCAAUUCCUCCUGACCUUCCUCCGCCUCCGGGCUCCCCCCGUCCUCCCUCCCUCCUCCGCUCGAGCCCGCCCGCCGCUCCGGCUCAGGGCCUCCGCGCCAAACCCUAGCCCUGGGCCCUCUCCUGCCCGCCGCGAGAUGCGCCGCCCGCGAGCCCCCUGAUCCUCCCCCCCCCCCCCCUCCUCCUCCUCCUCCUCCUCCCCGUCCUCCGCCGCGGUUGCUCGUCGUUCCCUUCCCCAGGCAUGGGCCGCUACGGUUUGUUCAGCGCCAUCGCCGCCGGAGAUGGCGGUGGCUGCCUGCCGAUGCCUGUCAUCGCCGCGGAGGCUGCGCUCGCUGCCAUCGACGCUUCCAUCUCCGUCGCCGCCUUCGUGCAGCUAGCUAGAAUUCACAGGCAUGAUCAGCAACAUGGAUGGACUCGGCAAAAGAUAUUCCAUUUUAUGAUUGGCCUAUGCAACUUAGUAUUCCUUGUGUAUUUUGUGUCUACUGUCAUCGCUACUUGUGAGAGAUGGCUUUGUUGGGUCCAUGGAUGUGGAUUUGUACUGAUGGCUAGUCCACAGAUAUUGCUUCUUGCUUCUUUUCUACUUCUGUUGUCAUUCUGGGUUGACCUGUGUCAUCAGACAAACGAUGAAGAUGAAGAGGAUACGAGGACUCACCAUGAAGCUUUACUGGAUAGAACAAAAAUUAAACCCGGUAUCCGUGCUGUUGAUGUUCGCCGGAGGUGUUGCCCAGGAGUACAGCUUGGAAGUCGGCAAAAAUUUGUGAUUUUGGUGCUUCUACUGUCAUUUGUUGUUACAAUUGCCUUUGCCAUCCUCAUCUGGAUUGGUCGAGGGGAAAAUCCUAUUGAUUCAUCACUAUUGAAAAGGGUUUACUUGGAUGUAUUUUCAGUAGUUGUUCUUGUACUUGGUGUUGCGCUGGCGUGUUAUGGUGCAAUACUAUUCUCGAAGAUGAGCAAAGUGCGUUCUGAAACUGGAUCAUCUGAGAAGCGGAAGGUUGCAAGUUUAGCUGCUGUGUCAAUGAUUUGUUUCUCAUCUUCUGCUAUACUAGCACUUGUUACUAAUGUUCCGGUGCUUGUGUGUUGGUACUCAACAGAUGAAUACAUCGUCAACAAUGCUAUCAUAUUGUUUAUGUACUACUUCAUAGGAUCGUCCAUACCAUCAGGAUUUGUUCUAUGGGUCAUGAAAGAUAUUCCUCACCGGCAGACAGUAGAAAGACCCACACAAUCAAGAGUAGUUACUUUGUUCAGGGAUAGACCAUCCACCACACAGGAUCCGCAAUGGAGGACUGCUGUUACAUCCUCUAACAAGGCCCUCAAGUCAAGCCCGAUUUAACCAGAAGACUAUGCUGUUGAUGCGGAAACCUUCCAGUCUGCCUAAUGUGCUAGAAUGUUACCAAUGCACUGGCAUCUAGUAGCUUUCUGACGGUGGGUACAUGGAUGGCUAUGUAAUUCCUGUUGCAAGGAAACUUUAGUGAUCAAAAAAGAAGGGAAUUACCUGUGAAUGUAGCAUGCUUCUCAAACGAGUGCACAAUAUGCGUUUAUACAUUAGAAUUAACUCUGGGUAAGGUUUUAAGGAUUAACAAGUGUAAAUAGCCAUAGAAAUGAGCGUUUUUCAUGGUUUGGCUGUUCUUUCAGAUUUUCCCCGCCCUCACAUUAGCUUCGUAAACUCACUUUAGUUCAUAAAAGUGGCAAAGUAAUGUUUCAACUAGUCUAUGAGAAAGGCCUUUUGCCUUAUGAAGAUCUCUUGUUAAU
Oryza brachyantha (malo sina) is the source of this 1774-nucleotide messenger RNA. Its product is annotated as tobamovirus multiplication protein 1. NCBI's taxonomy places the organism in Eukaryota, Viridiplantae, Streptophyta, Magnoliopsida, Poales, Poaceae. The transcript has 13 exons. The coding region runs from base 270 to 1355 and encodes 361 amino acids. The record is from RefSeq and is a predicted model, not a curated record.